AUGGGCGUCUAUGGUGCUUCACGAAGAUGUGACGGUUCGGCUGAAGAAAUCGGACGGACUGAUUUGAACAGGAUUGGAGUUGUCCAAUGUCAGUCGGCAUUGGUCAAUGCUCUGGUCGAGAGAUGGCGCCCUGAGACGCACACGUUCCACUUUUCGGUUGGUGAGUGUGCCGUGACACUGGAGGAUGUGGCGUUAAUUCUUGGUCUUCCAACGAAUGGUUUGCCAGUUACGGGACCGACACUGAGCAGUUAUGAGGCUUUAGAGGCUGAAUGCUUGGAUCAGUUUGGUGUUGCACCUAUGAAGGCAGAUUGCAGGAGAAGUUUCAUUAAGUUGGUUUGGUUUCGAGCAUUGAAAAAUCGAUUAGUGUUGGUUGAUGAGGUCCAGCUUCAGAGGUACGUGAAGUGCCAUAUAAUAUUAUUGUUUGGGACCGUUAUGUUUGGAGAUAAGUCUGCAACAGGGGUGCAUUGGAAGUUUCUGCCGUUACUCCGUAACUUUGGCGGGAUCAUACAGUUCAGUUGGGGACCGACCUGCCUGGCACACCUGUAUAGAUCGUUGUGUAGAGUAACUCGUGUCGACUGUAAGGAGAUUGAUGGUCCGCUGACACUGUUGCUUGCCUGGGCAUGGAUCCGUCUACCAUUCAUUGCGCCGAUUCCAAGCAAUCUUCAAAUCUUUCCGAUUGCAAAUAGGUGGCAUAACUGGGAACGUGAGAAUCGGCCUUACAGAUAUCGUACCCUUGAUCACUAUAGGAGAGAUCUGGAUGUUCUGCAAGAAGGACAUGUUUGUUGUAAUAAAUAA
Messenger RNA from Arachis duranensis, 795 nucleotides. Its product is annotated as serine/threonine-protein phosphatase 7 long form homolog. The coding region runs from base 1 to 795 and encodes 264 amino acids. The record is from RefSeq and is a predicted model, not a curated record. NCBI's taxonomy places the organism in Eukaryota, Viridiplantae, Streptophyta, Magnoliopsida, Fabales, Fabaceae. The transcript is spliced from 3 exons. Gene Ontology annotation, biological process: meristem maintenance; meristem development.